This is a messenger RNA of Cladophialophora psammophila CBS 110553, 1308 nucleotides long. RefSeq lists its product as uncharacterized. Gene Ontology annotation, cellular component: fungal-type vacuole membrane. The coding region runs from base 1 to 1308 and encodes 435 amino acids. Gene Ontology annotation, molecular function: transmembrane transporter activity. The transcript has a single exon. Lineage: Eukaryota; Fungi; Ascomycota; Eurotiomycetes; Chaetothyriales; Herpotrichiellaceae. The record is from RefSeq and is a predicted model, not a curated record. Gene Ontology annotation, biological process: transmembrane transport.
AUGCUUGUCACUACUAAGGAGUCAAUGUACACUGACAAAAGCCUUCCAGCCAUAUGCCUUUCAUUUGGCGUGUUCCAGGACUACUACAGCAAUCGGGCUUCCCUCCCUCACAGCGACCUCUCGUCUUGGAUUGGCGUCCUCGCAACAGGCAUCGCCUACCUAGGCGCCCCGGCCGUCACAUACUGUUGCCAAAACUUCACGAUUCCUUGUCACUACUACAUAUACCCCGGUUGGAUCCUGUGCCUCGUCGGGCUCCUGAGCAGUGCCUUCUGCCGCGAUGUCAGAUCGCUGAUCGCCACGCAAGGGCUGCUGUUUGGCGUGGGCCUGCUCGUCGUCGAAAUGCCCACGCUCAUCAUCCUGAAUACGUGGUUCGUCGAGAGGCGCGGUCUCGCGUUCGGCCUACUCUGCGGGUUCACAGACCUCUUUGGCGUGGCUUGGGGGUUUCUGGCUAGCUCGCUCUUGAACCGUCUCGGCAUCAAGACUGCGUUCCUCGUUUUCACUGCCAUCUGUUUCGUCGUUCCCGGGGUUGGAAUCGUUUUCCUCCAGGAAAGGCCCUCUGUUGCUGAAGACUCGCGAUCUGAGACCGUGUCGGUCAAGGGGUUGACGGUCUCCACAGACGUUCUACAUGAGAGCACAUCAGCCAACAGCACCUUGCCGCCACGCCGUUAUUUUCACCGCGCCAGCUUCUACAUCUUUCUUGUGUCAAACCUUCUUCAAUCGUUUGCUUUCUACUUGCCGUUCAUCUACCUUCCCUCCUACACAACAGCGCUCGGGUACUCGGCAUCGACAGGCGCCGUUGUCCUCGCGAUUGCGAACGUCGCGCAGGUCUUUGGCGAAAUCGGAUUUGGCAGGCUUUCCGACAAGGUGAACAUCCACACGCUGGUGUUCUGUUCGGCUGCGGUGGCUUCUCUCGCGGCGUUUCUGAUCUGGGGCUUCGCCGAAUCUCUCGCAUCCUUGGUCGUCUUUGCGCUGCUUUUUGGAGGCUCCGCGAGCGGCUUUCUCACGCUGUGGCCCCGCAUGGGCACCAUGUUUGCCGAGCGCGAUGCCAGCAUGAUCUACAGUUUCAUGUCGCUGGGACGCGGAUUGGGCGUCAUUGCAUCGGGGCCGAUCAGCGCCGCAUUGCUGCGGGCAAAUGGCCACGUCGGAGACCAUGACGACGACGAUCGGGUAAGGCACCAUUAUCGGGGAGUCGUGCUCUUUGUGGGUUCUUGCAUGGCUGCUAGCGCGAUCCUGGGGCUUCUCGGGUGGACAUGGUCGUAUUUGAAAAGCAAACAUUUAAUCUCGCGCGGACGGGACGCAAGCGUAUAG